Artibeus jamaicensis (Jamaican fruit-eating bat) is the source of this 731-nucleotide messenger RNA. It is a transcript of the gene EDDM3B, whose product is annotated as epididymal protein 3B. NCBI's taxonomy places the organism in Eukaryota, Metazoa, Chordata, Mammalia, Chiroptera, Phyllostomidae. The transcript has a single exon. The record is from RefSeq and is a predicted model, not a curated record. The coding region runs from base 28 to 468 and encodes 146 amino acids.
GACCCACAGGUAACCCUGGUGACUAAGAUGCCAUCCUGUCUAAAGGUCCUAGGUCCCCUCUUGUUCCUGCUGUUCUCUGUGUGGGGACUCCUUGUAAACAGUCAGCAGCUUUCCUGGAGGGAAUUCAUGAAACAGCACCACCUGAGCACAAACUUGAAAUUCAGUGAGUACAAAUGCAAUGAUCUCAUGAAGGAAAGAGAAGCUCCAAAAGACCAGAACUAUCAGAUCUUCAUCUAUACCUUUUGGUACAAAAUCGAGCACAUAUGCAUCAGGAACUGGAGAGAUCGCUACAGAAAUAUAUAUAUAUGGGCCCAGCAUCCCUUCAAAAUACUCAAGUGCUACCCAGGAAAUAACAAAAAGAGCUACAAAGAGCACAGGAGCUACAGCUACAUUGAAUUUCAUUGUAGUAUGAAUGGGUUUGUUGAUAGCAUAGAGGACACCCGGUUGUUAGAUAUUAUCAGCAACUAGAAAGUCUACACACAGCUCCAGGUUUUAGAGUUAAUGCUUCCCAAGUUGUGAUGGGCCUGCCCACAUCAAUAAUCCUUACUAAUCCCCACUUUGCGUUUAUGUGCCAAUGUUUUCCAACUACUUAAAGUUAUGUGUCACGUGGUUUCAUGUGAUACCUAUAACUUCACCAUGUUGAUUCUCUGUCUGGAAUAUACUUCUACACUCAUUUAUCUGCAUUACUCCAUUUUUCCUUUUUUCUUUUGUCAAGACUCAGCUCACAUGGC